UCGGGUGGCUUUAAAUGUCGAUCGAUACCGAAAGGGGGCGUUACGCGUGUUUGUUUUUGAACGAUCGCUCGGUCGUUUGGAGUGUGUCAUGAGGUCCGUUUCGCUUUGGGUAGAGAAACUACAGGACCGAGAUAAGAAUGGAGAACAGUGCAUAUACGAUCUCGCCUUCAGACCUGACGGAUCGCAAUUAAUCGUAGCCGCUGGCUACCGUGUCUUAGUAUACGACACUAACGACGGAUCGCUGGUGCAGGCCCUGAAAGGCCACAAAGACGUAGUUUAUGCCGUUUGUUACUCGAAAGAUGGCAAGAGAUUCGCUUCCGGAUCGGCAGAUAAACAAGUCAUUAUCUGGACUUCCAAGCUCGAAGGCAUAUUAAAGUAUUCCCAUCACGAUGCCAUCCAGUGCCUGGCCUACAAUCCCGUGUCGCAUCAGCUCACCAGCUGCGCCUGCUCGGAUUUCGGGUUGUGGUCUCCGGAGCAGAAGUCCGUCACCAAGCACCGGGUCAGUAGCCGCAUCACCUGCUGCAGUUGGACCAACGACGGGCAUCACCUGGCGCUCGGUCUUGUCAACGGCUACGUCAGCAUCCGGAGCAGGAACGGAGACGAGAAGAUCAAGACGGAGAGACCUGGCGGCAAACUCUCUCCGGUUUGGGGCGUGUGCUGGAAUCCGUCCCGGGAGGACAACGCCGAUGUCCUGGCUGUCGUCGACUGGGGCCAGAUGCUCUCCUUCUAUAACUCUGCGGGGAAAUUAAUAGGGAAGGAGCGCUCCUUGGGGUUCGAUCCCAUGUGCGUCGGUUAUUUUUCGAACGGCGAUUACAUUCUCGUCGGCGGUUCCAACAAGCAGUCCGUCCUGUAUACGAGAGAAGGUAUUAUGGUCGGAACGGUGGCCGAACAGAGUUCUUGGGUUUGGUGUUGCAGCGCCAGGCCGGAUUCGCAACACGUUGCCGUAGGUAGUCAGGACGGGACCAUUUCUUACUAUGACGUUGGAUUUUCUACCGUCCACAGCUUGUAUAAAGAACGUUAUGCUUAUAGAGAGAACAUGACGGACGUCAUCAUCCAACACCUGAUAACGGAAGAGAAGGUUAGAAUAAAGUGCCGAGACUUUAUCAAGAAACUUGCUAUAUUUAAACACAGACUGGCAGUGCAGUUGCCGGAACGAAUUAUCAUUUACGAAUUGACGAAAGGUGAUGCAAACGAUAUGCAUUAUCGCGUGAAAGAAAAGAUUAAUCAGAAAGUCGAAUGUACCUUAUUGGUGGUCUGUGCCAAUCAUAUUGUUCUGUGUAGAGAGAAAAGGUUGCAGUGUAUGUCUUUCCAAGGCGUUAAAGAAAGAGAUUGGGUGAUGGAAUCGUCGAUAAGAUACAUUAAAGUGACGGGAGGACCCACCGGUCGCGAGGGACUGUUGGUAGGUUUGAAAAACGGUCAAGUGGUGAAAAUAUUUGUCGAUAACCCUUUUCCGUUGCCUAUUUUGAAGAUACCUUCUGCCAUUCGGUGCCUGGAUCUCAGUGCGGCUCGACGUAAGUUGGCCAUCGUAGAUGACAUGGGGACGUGUUUAGUGUUUGACAUUAAUACGAAAGAAUUACUUUUUCAAGAACCAAAUGCAAAUAGUGUUGCUUGGAAUAGCCAAAACGAGGACAUGUUAUGUUUCUCGGGUGCGGGUUAUUUGAAUAUCAAAGCCGGAAAUUUCCCUACUCAUCAGCAGAAACUUCAGGGAUUUGUCGUUGGUUUUUGUGGCUCUAAAAUCUUUUGUCUGCACUAUAAUAACAUGUCGAGUAUCGAAGUUCCUCAGUCGACGCCAAUGUAUCAGUAUCUAGAGAAGAAAAUGUUUAACGAAGCUUAUAAAGUGGCAUGUUUAGGAGUAACAGAAAAUGAUUGGAAAGCAUUAGCUCACGGUUCUUUAGAGAAUUUAAAUGUUUCUGUCGCAAAGCAAGCAUUUAUUCGUGUGCGAGAUUUACUUUACUUGCAAUUAAUCGGUAGCAUAGAAGAGAGAAAGAAAAAGAAUGAAUCAAAUGAUGUGUUUCUUGGUGAUAUUUAUGCAGCUCAGGGAAAGUUUGCAGAUGCAGCUAAGCUAUAUAAAAAGUCCGGUAACGAAAGUAAAGCUAUGACAAUGUAUACGGACUUGAGAAAAUUUGAUUUAGCUCAGGAAUUUCUCUCUUCAGAUGAUGUUCAAGAUAAGAAGAUAUUAAUAAAAAAGAAGGCCGACUGGGCUCGUAAUAUUAAUGAACCUAAAGCGGCGGCUGAGAUGUAUCUGUCGGCCGGAGAAACUAUGAAAGCCAUAGAAAUAAUUGGCGAACAUGGAUGGGUGGACAUGCUGAUGGAUAUCGGAAGACACCUGGAUAAAGCAGAUCAAAUGGCAUUGGCCACCAUUGCUGAAUCUUUGAGGAAACACAAACAGUACCAGUAUGCUGCAGAAAUUUACCGUAAGAUGCACGACGUACACGCUCUGAUAAAACUUUACGUGGAGGCACAUCAGUGGGAAGAAGCUUUUGUCCUGGCUGAACAACAUACGGAAUUUAAAGAGGAAGUUUAUGUACCUUAUGCUAAUUGGCUAGCAGAAAACGAUCGGUUUGUUGAAGCUCAAAAGGCAUUUCACAAAGCCGGAAGACAAGACGAAGCACUUAGAGUGUUGGAAGAAUUAACACAUAAUGCGGUGAAUGAAAGUAGAUUUAAUGAUGCUGGAUAUUACUAUUGGCUACUUUCUAUUCAGUGUUUGGAUAUUGCUGGAGAAGAUGAAACGCAAACUAAAAUAAUGUUAAAUAAAUUUGACAAGUAUCAGAAAAGAGCAGAAAUAUACUAUGCUUACCACAACAUUCACAGAUUUAUUGAAGAGCCGUUCACCUCGUUUUUCUCGGAAGCACUCUUCAACAUGGCUCGAUAUUUGUUGCAUCAAAUGAUUGGAGACAGUUUACCGGAUGUUUCAAGAGUUGCAAUUUUAUAUGCUCUGGCAAAACAGAGUCGGACUCUUGGCGCUUAUAAAUUGGCACGCCACGCGUACGACAAAUUGCAAUCUCUGCACAUUCCUGCGAGAUUCCAAGAAAUUAUCGACCUCGGUGCAGUGAAGAUAAGAUCGAAACCUUUCAGCGAUGCCGAAGAUCUCCUACCUCUGUGUUAUCGUUGCUCUACCACAAAUCCACUUCUCAAUAAUCAAGGAAAUUGUUGCAUUAACUGUAAACAACCAUUUGUCCAUUCGUUUGUCUCUUUCGACAUUCUCCCUCUAGUGGAAUUCAUUUUGGAAGAGGGAAUUUCUGAUGAAGAAGCCAUGAGAUUAUUAGAAAUGGAACCACAAUCUUCAUUUGAGCAGCCACAAAAUUUUACCGGAGUGGAUGCAGGAAGUUACCAGGCACUGCGUUUUGAUGACAAUCUGGAAAAUGACUCCGAAGCAGAUCCGUUUACUGCCCGCCUAAUGAGCUUCGAAGAAGGAGGAUUAGACUUUGUCCCAGUGAUCGUCAGUCGCAGCGUGCUCCAGAGCAUGAAUCGCACUGACGUGAUAGUCUGCAAGUGGCCGCUACCCCGUCACUACCAGUAUUUUCGUAAUCUGAUGCCUGACGUGCAGAUCACUCAGUGCGAAUCGUGCAAGAAACUCUUUCACACAGACGAUUACGAGUUGCAGGUGUUACAGAAAGGUCACUGUCCGUUCUGUCGGUUCAAUCCGGAAGAAAUGCAAAAUGUCGACAUCAGUUAGAUCGUACAAAAAAUUAUUUAUUUAUGCACGCACAGCUAGUGUACAACACAUAUUUUUGUAUAUUUUGUUACAUUUCACUGUUGUUUUAAAAUUUAUAUGAUAUUAAACAUCAUUCCUGUUUACUCAGGUUUCAUUUCUGUGUAUAGAAUUGCAUAUCGGCACAUCACAUUGUCUGUCUCCGAAAAGAAUCGAUAAUGGGGACAUGAAACGUUAUUAAACCUACAUUUCAAUAAAUAUCUAAUAAAAUUAGGCAAUGCAACGAAUUGACAGCGAGACAAACUCUCCUAU
Molecule: messenger RNA, 3964 nt
Organism: Centruroides sculpturatus (bark scorpion)
Lineage: Eukaryota; Metazoa; Arthropoda; Arachnida; Scorpiones; Buthidae
Gene: Oseg1
Product: intraflagellar transport protein 122 homolog
Exons: 2
Coding region: 89-3676 (1195 amino acids)
Biological process (GO): protein localization to cilium; non-motile cilium assembly; intraciliary retrograde transport
Cellular component (GO): intraciliary transport particle A; non-motile cilium
Molecular function (GO): protein binding
Source: RefSeq, a predicted model, not a curated record